AUGCAUGGAGAGGGGCUUGUAUCGCCUGUCAACGGAGUAAGGUCCGAUACAAGCAAAGAUGCGAGUUUCAGGAACUAGUUGAUCAGAAGAAGAAGAAGAAGAAGAAGAAGAAGAAGAAGAAGAAGAAGAAGGGAUUUAUUCGCCUUGAUGGGCUCAAGUGAGGAUCCGAAACGUCAGGCGAAUAAACCCCUUGUUUCAGCGAUCGUUUCUUCUUCUGGAGAAAGCUCCAGCGGCCCGACAAGGCCCCCAUUGGCACCUUUCCUGGUUCUGGUGCAAGGUUCAGUCCCGUUCACCUGGACAUUGCAGACCUCUGCCUCUGUCCAGUGGUUGUUUCUAUCUCACCUGUGAGGAUCGGUUUACCCGGUGGCCUAAAACUAUCCCUGCUUGCCAUUGCUGCUCCAACGGUGGCCAAGGCUUUUCUCAGUCGUUGGGUUGCCAUCUUUUGUGCACCCUCCAUUACCACGACUGACCACGGUGUCAAGUUGUAGUCUAACCUCUUUCAGUCUCUUCUCUCCUUUUUAGGCUGUACUUGCAUCCGGACGACAACCUAUCGACCGGCUACCAACGGGAUAGUCGAGCGGUUUCACCGCCAGCUGAGGGCCUUCCUACGCGCCGCGGCCGAUCCGGGGAACUGGACGGGCAACCUUUAUCUGGUUUUGUUGGGCAUCCGCUCCGAUCUCAAGCUGGACCUUGACUGUUCUGCAGCUCAACUUGUGUUCGGUGCCACCGUCCGACUGCCCAGUGAGAUGAUCCCUCCAACCUCCUGCACCGCCUCCGGCAGCUUAUGCGGACACUUUCUCCGGUUCCGCCCAGAUCUUCCGCCUCUCCGUCUCAUCUCGAGAAGGACUUGGCAAGGUGCUCUCACUUCCACCUUCGACGUGAUCGAAUCCGCCGGCCUCUGA
Spirometra erinaceieuropaei is the source of this 902-nucleotide messenger RNA. NCBI's taxonomy places the organism in Eukaryota, Metazoa, Platyhelminthes, Cestoda, Diphyllobothriidea, Diphyllobothriidae. The record is from the annotation of a GenBank genome assembly.